This is a messenger RNA of Carassius carassius (crucian carp), 7488 nucleotides long. RefSeq names its product one cut homeobox 3a (gene onecut3a). The transcript has 2 exons. Lineage: Eukaryota; Metazoa; Chordata; Actinopteri; Cypriniformes; Cyprinidae. The record is from RefSeq and is a predicted model, not a curated record. Gene Ontology annotation, molecular function: RNA polymerase II cis-regulatory region sequence-specific DNA binding; DNA-binding transcription factor activity, RNA polymerase II-specific. The coding region runs from base 558 to 1919 and encodes 453 amino acids. Gene Ontology annotation, cellular component: nucleus. Gene Ontology annotation, biological process: regulation of transcription by RNA polymerase II.
AACCCUUUAAAAAGGCUUUAACACCUUGAUGAAGUUCCACAAGGAUAUUUUUAUCCUUUGGUUCUUUAGAAAACGUCUACCAGCGCUUUAAACAAACCAGAAACCAAUAGACUCAAGAACUUGUAUAGUGAAACAUUAAGACUUUUUUGAGCUACAAUACAACCUCAAGAUCCCCACAUAACCAUUUUUUCUGACUUAAAAAAAAAGCUUUUUGCUGAACCUAAGAAUCGCCAAAGAACCUUUAUUUUGUGCGGUGCGCGCACCCGUGCACACAGGCGCACCACAUCUUAAAUAUAUUGCGCGGUCACGAGGCAGACACUCUCACUCGGUCAGCUUCGACUGUCUUUAGUAAGACGCGCGCCUCGGCGAUAGAUACAAGCGUUUAGACACCAGGCAUACAUGUGCAUGCGUGGUGAAAUGCUGGAUUGACUAACACUGAAGAUCUCGGGGAUCAAUGGCGCGCGGCUUUGAGAUCGUUUAAAAUUUAUUGGAAAGGAGAGUGUGAGAGAGAAAGGGAAGAGAGAGAGAGAGAAAAAAGAAAACAGUGUCUUUCAACAAUGGAACUUACGAUGGAAAGCAUUGGGAAUCUGCACGGCGUGUCACACUCCCAUCAAACGGGGGACUUGAUGAACUCUCCUCACGCGCGACAGUCAGCGACACAUAGGAACUUGGUGUCAUCGCAUGGGAGGUCAGCGAUGGUGUCCAGCAUGGCCUCGAUACUGGACGGAGCUGGGGAGUAUCGCACGGAUCAUUCGCUGUCCGGUGCUCUCCAUCCAGCAAUGACCAUGUCGUGCGAUUCGAGCAUGAGCCUGAGCAGCACUUACACCACCCUGACGCCGCUGCAGCACCACCUGCCUCCCAUAUCCAACGUCUCAGAGAAAUUUCACCACCACCCGCACCCUCACGCUCAUCACCAUCCCGCGCACCAGCGUCUCUCAGCCGGGAACGUGAGCGGCAGCUUCACGCUGAUGCGGGAUGACCGGGGCCUCGCGUCUAUGAGCAACCUAUACGGCCACUACUCCAAAGACUUGUCCGGGAUGGGACCACCUUUAUCGCCUCUUUCUAACGGCCUUGGGUCUUUGCACAACUCUCAACAGACUCUGAGCGCGUACGGCCCGACUGCUCACCUGGGGAACGACAAGAUGAUUUCUACGGGAGGCUUCGAGACUCACGCUGCGAUGCUCGGCCGCGGCGAGGAGCACCUGGCGCGGGGUUUAGGGGGCCACGGGGCGGGCAUUAUGUCUUCUCUCAACGGCAUCAACCACCACCACCACCACCACAGUCACUCACACUCUCAGGCGAACGGGUCGGUGCUGGCGGAGCGGGACAGGCAGGCAGCAGGAGGCGGCGGACAGGGUGGUGGGUCAGGGCAGGUAGAGGAGAUCAACACUAAAGAGGUGGCGCAGAGGAUAACGGCAGAGUUAAAGAGGUACAGCAUCCCACAGGCCAUCUUUGCCCAGAGGAUCUUGUGUCGCUCUCAAGGAACUCUCUCGGACCUGCUGCGGAAUCCCAAACCCUGGAGUAAACUCAAGUCAGGUCGGGAGACGUUCAGACGGAUGUGGAAGUGGCUGCAGGAACCGGAGUUCCAGCGCAUGUCGGCCCUUAGGCUUGCAGCUUGCAAACGGAAGGAACAGGAGCAGCACAAGGAACGCAAUAUGGCACCCAAGAAGCAGCGUUUGGUCUUCACCGACCUGCAGCGCCGCACACUCAUCGCCAUUUUCAAGGAGAACAAGCGGCCCUCGAAGGAAAUGCAGCUGACCAUCUCGCAGCAGCUGGGACUGGAACUCAACACCGUCAGCAACUUCUUCAUGAACGCACGUCGCCGCUGCGUCGACCGCUGGCAUGAGGAACACCAUCACGGCCAUGUAGCCAGUCCCAGCCAGCCAGGCACCUCCGCCACCACCUUCUCCAAGGCUUAAAUCGAAAUCCCUUUUCCCCUGGGUGGCUGAGACUGGAUCAGUCCAACCUCACAGUCACCCGUUGCGUGCCAAUCAAUCCCACUGCUGCCAAAAAUGGCGAUGUUUCAUGUUAAAUGCAACCUUUUACUUUGGGACUGUUAUGAAAUCAAGCCAAACAUCUCCACAUGGAAAAGCACCACAUUAUAUUCAAAUAAACCACAACGAAGUGAGCUGAAAUGGUCUGUUUGUGCGGUUGAGGACAAACGAGCACUUUCACAGCUCAUGGCACAGAAGGCUUGUUACUCAAGCAAGGUUGUCAAAGAAUGCUACCACCUGCAUCAUCACUCUCGGGCCCAUGGCGGCACAAUUCCCUAAUGGCCAGUUGUUUCACUGAGGCUCUCAGAUCAUAUGCAAAGCUAAUGAAUUGAGAGACUAAUCGAUACAGACAGAAAAGCGAAGGACGUCGACCUCUACUGAAGGUGAAAUGGAACGAGCUCCUACAACAAGGACUCGCACAUUCGCCCAGCUCGGCUCUCCUUACGGAUUAUUUUGCACAGAUGGAAAUGGAGGGCUGGACUGAGAUGUUUCAUGGCACUUGUGGUUAACAAGUGUUCUUAUAAUCCAAACUGUCCAUAAUGCAACAAGCAAACCAGUCGAGAACUGUCUUCAAGUCUGGGGACAAAAUACUGGACCAUUUUUCGCAAACGGUGCACCCUUUCUGAUCUCGACAGACUGCGACUUAUGAUAUUUCAUAUUUAUGAAUAAAAUAUUUUUCAUUCCGUGUAGGAUAGGCCAAAUGUCAAGACAGGUACAGCCAAACACAACAAGGCACAUUUUAAACACGUAUGGAAAUAUUUGUUACGAAAUGUUACAUCCACACGCAACUGAAAUCUUACUAACAAAUCAAAUAUAUUGUUUAUCCUGUUUAGUAGACAAGGGGUAAACACAGUUUAAAAUGUUACAUUAAAUCUAGUGCCAAUAAUGUUUGCCUUAAUAUAAUAUAAAAGUUCACAUACUCUCAGCCAGAGUCCACUCCCAAACUGGAAUUAUGUGCUAUAGCAACCAACAAUCAUCUUUUAAAAAGAAUCAGAGAAAAAUAUGAAAAUAAUCAUUGCUUUAAAAUCAUUUAGUACAGCUAGUCUGUAAUAAAACCAUCUGAAAAGGAAGAAAUAUCUCUACAGCAACACAAUAGAAACAGAAAAACACUAAAACCAUUUCUCCUCCUCUUUAAUCCCUAUUUUUCUUUUGAUCUCUCUCCCACUUGCGUUCUUUUCAUAAUAUUAAAGCGGGUAAUUGGUACAUAUUUCUAUUUCUUAUUAAACUUGUGAUCUGUGCAUAUGUAAGGCACCUUGUUGAUCAUUUGGAAAAUUCAUUAAAAAAAAAAAAGGACUUUCUACAAGAAUAACCAAACUUGGGUGGACUGCAGAAGGACAUCUCUGCAUUGCAUGUAAUACCACAGGUUAUAAGAGAAUGAACUUUCACUGACUGUGAAAGAGAUAUCGCUCUCUCUUGGCUCUGUUGAAGAGUAAACAUACAAAAAAAAAACAUGAAUUCCACCCACAAUUCUCCCAAAAUCCUUGAAAAACCCUGCCAAAUGGGUGUGAAACAAGGGUGCAACCUUACCUCCGUGGGGAGAUGUUCAAAAUCGAAGAGGAGUCUUUUUUUUGUGUCUUUGAAUGCAACAGUAGCAUUUCUGGAAAUGUUGCAGGACUUGCUGAAUGGAUAAAAGUGAGCACUGUUAAUGCAAUGAUGCUCUGAGCAUUGAUUUAUAAGUAGGCCCAGACGGAAUCUGCAAACAUUUCAGGUGAGAAAUCAGCGCAAAUAUGGUGCAAUGUGUAGCUGAAAGCAUAAUCAAAUUAGCCAAAAUAUGUAAGAAAUGAACGUUCAAGGGGCAGCGGACGUGCAGAAUUCUGUAAAUGACGGACUAUCGAAAUCUGCAGGAAUCUUUCACAGGAUUUAUACAUAGAUUCCAUGUGGGCCUGAUUAUUAGCAUUAAGAGAGAGCAGAUUUGUGCUACACAAAUCAGCAGGUUUCAGUAUGUACAUUAGCUGAUAAACUGGACCUUUUGUUUGUAGUGAGAACCAGUGUGGCUACCUCACUGAGCUGGGUGGUUUGUGAAACAGCCACUGAUACCAAAGAUUCUUUGACCUGCCAGUCCUGUGCUGCCAAAGGGAGGAAUACACACCAAAUACCAAAAGCCCAAUAGCAUAACCAAAGCUGAAUGCAAAUGAAUUCUUACUUAAAGGUGGUAUAUACAUACUCAUACAGUGCAGUCAGACUGCAUAGCACCCCACUGAGGGAUGCGGCUGCUAUGCAGAUUGAGUUGAGUGCCUUUUUCCUUCAACAACGGGUGGGACUGCUCUGAAAUACUCGCAUAUACACACACAGAAGCACACACGCUUUGACAGUUUACACACGGAACGCGUUUUUGAGGCACAUUGCGCUGGUUUUUCAUCGUGUUUCUAUAAAGAUGCGCUACAUCGGUGUUUCGACCGUUGAGCCGCGUCCCGCGCUAUUUUUCAGUGUCUCGCGCCAUUUAAAGGCGCCGUGUAUGGUUUUAAAAACGCGCCUGGGAUUGUGAGCUACUUUCCAUUCCUAAGUGCAGCGUUUCGGGUUUUUAACCGAGAAAACGUGUUCUGUGUGCACGGCACCUUGCAAACUUAUGCUACCAUGCAAUUGUACAGUACGCAGGCAUAGACAUUGAAGCAGGGGGCGAUUAUAACGUUAGUUUGAUAUAAACUGGUGUUUAAGCACUUUAUAAUUCCAACUUUAUUAUUUUUCCAGUAUCACUUAACUGUAAUUAUUUGGGCUAAGAGCCCUUUUAAAAAACGCCCAGGUUUAUUUCGCAUUAAGCUUGUCUUGAGAGUGAGGCCAGUUUAUUUUAUUUGCACUGGCGAUCAUUCGCAUAAUAUCUUUAAAUGUUAGUUAGCAUCAUGUACUUGCACCCUUAUUUCAUAUUUCAGUAUGCCGCAGUACUGUACCCACAUAAUGGCCUAUUUUCAGGAGCACUUUCUAGUUUAAAUCAAGAUAUCAUAAAAUCAACUAAAAUACCAGACAGGACUUUAACCUGAACAAUUUGAUUCUCUACAGCUACCAUUUUAGUCCAGAACAAGUUUAGAAUAUAGGGUAACCCUUUUUUUUGACAAUUUGAAUAUCAAAGAUUUAAACAGGUGCAAGUGAUCCAGGAGAAGAGGCCAUUUUAAGAAACACAUUAAACCAGUUCCCCUCAUUUAUUUCUCCCAUUGGAAACCACACGCAUUUGGCAGGAAGUUGUUGACAAUUGAUUCUGAAAUACCUCAAAUGUUUUGUGUAAAGUUUAUGUAAUUAAGAUUAAACUAAUGCUAAUUACAAUGAGUACACUAACACUACUAAGACUACUAAUAGUUAGUUUUUGAACUUGUGACUUGAAGCUUUAUACUGUUAAAUUGUGAUUUUGUUGGUGUUGUUGUUUGGUUGACUCAUUUGCCAAUUUCUUGUCUAUUAUUAUUAUUAUUUUGAUCAAGGGCGGUACAUGAUUCUUUAUAAAAGAAAGACAUCUGAAUGUUUAGACAAAUCAUGAAAAGGAAAAGGAUUUGAGAGUAGAAGCAAAAAAAUAAAUAAAUAAAUUGAUGGACGACGACAGAAAAUAGCAGUCACAAAUACACUGAAUUUCCAAUAUAUGCAUCAAGUUUCUAAUGAUUUGUUUCCGCAUUAUUUAAAUGUUAAUUUAUUUUUUUUCUUUAUUUAAAGCUCGAUUGUGUAAAGUGCUCUGAGCAUUUAUUUAAAAAAUAAUGAAAAAACAAACUCCUUCCAUUUGAAGUGGUGGAGACACUUUUUCCUGCAUGACUAUUGUAUACUGUAUAGAGCAAAGCUGGAUCGACCUGGACUUUGAUAGGAGCGACUAGGAUGAAUAGACCCCGGGGGAAGUUGGACAUGGGUGGGAAGGGUGGUAAAAGUGUUGGAGGGGUUUUGUGAGUUUUGUCACUGUUGUUUUCCACUGGUUGUGUGCAUGUAUUGUUGCAGCCCUCUCUGCUCUCCUUGUAUUUCUUUUAUGUAUAUAACUCUUUAUAAUUGGGCAUGGCCGUGUAUCCUGGGCAACUGAACUUGGUCAUUGACCCCUAUGUACACACAUCUCCUCUUCUGAAAUGUAAUCUUGUGUGCAUUUGUUUACAUGUGGAGUGUUUCUCGAUUUGGGUUGCACACCAUUUCACACAAAACUGGAAUGCUAUUGGCCAGUUUUUUUUGCAACAGACCCCUCCAACCAGAAAUGGUCUCUCAUUGACUGUAAAACAGCAUCACGUACAUCAUGUUUCUCUCCGGGUCUGUCUGCAGAUCCAACCCCCCCAAUCACACUGUGCUCUUCCUCUUCUGUUACCUGUCAAUCAAUCAGAACCAAGUGUCUUUGUGAUGGUAGAAGACAAUCAGUUUCAAAACAAGGAGAAAAAAUGGUAGAGAAGACAGACUGAGAGGAGGAGGACAAGAGGAAAAAGGAAAGAGGUUCUCACAGGUUUCAAGUAGGUAACUGCUGCCCUAUUUAGGUUGCUGCGGUGCUUAUGGUGUGCAGCGUUAGCUAACUUUGCAAACACUCUUUUCUGAUAAUCCAGCAUUGCAUAGUAAUGCAUCAAAAACAUUCAAGUCUUUAAAGGAGAUUUAACUCCCAUAAGACAUUUACCACCAAAAAUGGACAAAAGAAGCAACAGUUUGGCAUUUUAAUGCCAACCGUGAUGCUAACAACUAAUGUUCACUCUAGCAUCUAGCUACAUUUUGUCUCACUUAGAGGUUUAGUUCACCCAAAACUCCACCUGACACAGAACAGCAUACGCUGUUUACGUUCAGUGGAUACUCUCCAAAAUGGCACCAGGGAGGAGACGAAUUGUUGAACAACGUCAUUAUUAUUUUUUCCCAUCAAAAAUGUAUUCCCGUAGCUGUCAUUUUUGGGUUGAACGAUCCCUUUAACUACUCCCACACUGCUGGACUUAAUCGAAAAGAUUUAAGUCUAGCAGUGUGUACUGAAAAGAGCUAUUGCAGACAAGUGCGAACAAUGCUCCUAAUAACCACAAACCAGUCAAUAAAGAGCUGCCGAGGCUAGCUGUCUUUGCAGAGAGAACUAUGUAAAAAUACAAAGAAAAGAAAAGCCUUUACCUCAAUCUUAAUCGAUGUGGUUGGUUCAGGUUUUUUUCAAGUUCCUCAAAAUCCACUUCAGUCACUAGGAUGGUGUUCAAGAAUACCUGUGUUAAAACACUUGAAAUGUUACCUGCUAAAUAAACCGUAUUAAACUAGCCUUCACUUCAGUGGGAUUAACAAAUCUGGUUUGUUGGUUUUUAUAAAUGCUUUGGGCAUUUGGCAGGCUAAUAGACCAACUAAAUGAUAAGCUAACCUAGCUAAGACCAGCAAACCAUCUUGAGCUGGUUUAACUGUUUUUUUUUAAGCAGGGGAUGGCAGACUAGCAAAUUAGCCUAGAUUAUUUAAUACUGAAAGACUAUAUAUAGGGAGGAGUGUUUGCAAAGUAAAAAGCUCAUGCACAUAAACUCCUCUUAGAGCACAUCUACCCAAACCAAAGAUUGAUCCAAGGGUAAAGACAAUCCAAAAAAAUAAAAAUAAAUAAAUAACA